AUGCUUACGCGAUGGGAAAGUAUUAUUUUGUGGAUAUCAUUCACGACGGAAGCUACAAAGUUCACGAAAUUUGCCAAAGAUUUCGAAGGCCAACUUUAUGAGGACCUUCUCUUUGACUACAACAAAAUUCCACGACCUGUUAAGAAUAGCUCAGACAUCCUGACCGUUGACGUCGGCGCCUCUCUUAUUCGGAUCAUUGACGUGGUGAGGAAGUUUUUGGAAAUUUCUUUCUGCAACACUGUUCAACUCAGUGUGGGAUUCAUUACAGGACGAGAAAAAUCAAGUGCUUACAACGAAUUUAUGACUGAAGUAACGCCUCCUUUGCAGAAGUGGUUUGAUUCUAAGCUCACAUGGGAUCCGUUAAAGUAUGGUGGUCUACGGACGCUACAUAUACCAAGCGAUUUCAUUUGGACUCCUGAUUUGGUGCUGUAUAACAAGUGA
Messenger RNA from Cooperia oncophora, 441 nucleotides. The record is from the annotation of a GenBank genome assembly. Lineage: Eukaryota; Metazoa; Nematoda; Chromadorea; Rhabditida; Trichostrongylidae.